Messenger RNA from Tribolium castaneum (red flour beetle), 1223 nucleotides. It is a transcript of the gene Wbp2, whose product is annotated as WW domain binding protein 2. The record is from RefSeq and is a predicted model, not a curated record. The transcript has 6 exons. Lineage: Eukaryota; Metazoa; Arthropoda; Insecta; Coleoptera; Tenebrionidae. Gene Ontology annotation, biological process: positive regulation of DNA-templated transcription. Gene Ontology annotation, cellular component: nucleus. Bases 122 to 949 code for a protein of 275 amino acids. Gene Ontology annotation, molecular function: transcription coactivator activity; chromatin DNA binding.
UCGCCUGGCAGAUGACAUUUCAAACGUCACGUCAAAUGUCACUUGUCAAAAUCGGGGAGUUAUCGAAAAUUUUUCUAGAAAAACAAAUAAUUUCAUUGUGUGAGUACCAAAACCGUGCGAAAUGUCUCUAAACACGGCUCAUAUAAACGGCGGUGUUUUAAUACACGCCGGUGAGAGGAUUUUACUGUUCGCGGACGACGUCAGCAUCGAAUGGUCGGGUCAGGGGGACCCCACAUUCAAAGGCACCAAAACCGGCCGCUUCUACCUAACCACCCACCGACUUGUCUUCAACAACAAGAGCGGCAGCGACCCCAUGCAAAGUUUCAGUUUCCCGUUUGUAACACUGAGUGAGGUCGAGAUCGAGCAACCCGUCUUUGGCGCCAACUACAUCAAGGGCAAAGUCAGGGCGCAGCCCAACGGCAACUGGAUUGGCGAGGCCAAGUUCAAAUUCACUUUCAAGCGUGGGGGCGCCAUCGACUUUGGCCAGGCGAUGCUCAAAGCCGCAUAUUUGGCGACGCGAGGAAUGAACAACGACGCCCCUCCCCCGUACGUCCCCCCCAACACCGAAUGGUAUGCGGCUCCGCCCCCGGCCUACGCCCCCCCGCCGGAGGGUUACUACGGCUGGGUGCCGCCCCGUCACCAAUUCCCCGAUAAUCCGCCAACCGACGGCGUUUACAUGACACAAGCUCCGCCCCCGUAUCCCGGCUUAAACCCCGCCUACCAACCGGGAGGGUAUCCGCCCCCGCAAGGGGGUUACCCACCCCAAGGUGGGUAUCCGCCGCAAGGGGGCGCAGCCGGAUUUGCCUCACCUGCAGAUGCGAAGGCAGCCGAGGCCGCACAAUCGGCCUACUAUGAUCCCAAUCGGCCACAGAUGGCGUUCGUGCCGCCGCCGGCUUAUUACGAAAAUCCCCCAAGUUACAGCCAAGCUACCAAUAAGAAGGAACAGUGAUGGGGUCACGUGACACUUAAAAUUUGUAUCAAUUCUUUCUAAUGUCUUUAUCCAAUUAUGCAAAAGUAUUAUUUGUUGGUUUUUAAUUGUUGCAUCAUUCCAUUGAUAGGUCCACGAAAUAUGCAUGCGUUUUUUACGGCAAGGCUUUGCAAUAGUUUGAGGCACUUAUUUGCUUGGAAAUUUUGUAUAGUUGAGAUUAUUGUAAUAUAAUUAUUCUUAUAACGUGUAGAUAGAUCUGUAUAAUGCAAAUAAAUAUUUUAUGUGCAAAUGUGCA